This is a messenger RNA of Rhincodon typus (whale shark), 1617 nucleotides long. Its product is annotated as exonuclease mut-7 homolog. Gene Ontology annotation, biological process: nucleobase-containing compound metabolic process. Gene Ontology annotation, molecular function: nucleic acid binding; 3'-5' exonuclease activity. Lineage: Eukaryota; Metazoa; Chordata; Chondrichthyes; Orectolobiformes; Rhincodontidae. The record is from RefSeq and is a predicted model, not a curated record.
AUGGCGGCUGCCUUGCUGAUUAUAAAGUUGGACCUGCAGCCAGAGCUGGAUAUGGAGCAGGUCUGCAUUCCACUCCUGCUUCAGGAUAAAGUGAGCCUGGUCGAGGCCUAUGUAGCUGACUAUCCAGGACUACAGCGUGUCUUGUUGCAGCUGCUGGAUUCCUGGGCCAUUCGAUGGCCAACAUUGCAGACAUCCAAAGAGUUCUGCCCAAAUGUCGUGAACCAGCGCCUAGUGGCUUCCAUCAAAUACCUCUUGUAUAAACGCUUUAUGGAGAGAAGCAUGAGCGAAGAGAACUGGUCAGAACACAUUGAGGCUGUCGUGGGAUAUAACCCCCAACUUCGGCUGCAGUUUGUGACCUUAUUGGCAAGAUACACAGAUAUAGACACAGUUGCUCGCUGGGCCCUGAGGCUUAAUGUGCCCAGAGAAAAGUUAGCGUAUCACGUUGCUGAACGACUAAAGCAACUGGAGAAAGUCAAAGCGAUAAGUUUAGAGAACCAUUUUGUGGAGGAGAGUAUAGAAGAGAUACAGAACAAGAAGAAGUUGUACUAUCAGCUGCCGAUUCCAACAGAGUAUAUUCACUUCCUGGACCAUCUGGAUCAGUUGAAGAGCUGUGCAGCCCGUGUAUUACAGGCUGGUGGCAUUCUAGGGAUCGAUAUGGAGUGGAGGCCCACAUUUGGGGUGUUAACCCGUUCACGAGUGUCUCUCAUACAGAUUGCGAUGAAAGACUGUGUGUACCUUCUGGACUUGCCUCAGCUUGUAAAUCAGUCUGAAUCUGAGUGUCGGCGAUCUGAACUUACCCAAUUCAUUCAGACUUUGUUCACCGAUCAAACCAUAACUAAACUAGGUUAUGCUACAACAGGGGAUUUGCGGACUCUGUCUAUAGCCUACCCCAUGUUAAAAGAUGUGGUGCAGCCCACUGCGGGAGUAUUGGACCUUUUAAAUGUGCACAAAGAGCUGCAGAAAAUGCCAUGUCGAAGACAGGACAAAAGCAGGGGUGUGGAAGUGCUAAUGUCAGAGGAUGGUGUAAACUCUGGGAACAGCCAUGGUGAAAAGGGGCUUAGUCUCCUUGUGCAGUGUGUGCUGGGGAAAUCACUGGAUAAAACGGAGCAGCUAUCUAACUGGGAGAAGCGGCCUCUCCGGCCCCAGCAGGUCAUUUAUGCAGCAUCUGAUGCCUACUGCCUGCUGGAUGUAUAUGAUGCCCUACGUUGGGACCCACAACGCUUUGGCUUGAGCUGCAGCUUUGAAGAAUUUUUCAUGUUCAAAAUGGAGAAGAAGGCGAGGGGAAUGAAAGAAAAGAAAAACAAGAGCAGUCCGACCUUACCCUUUCAGUGUGCACAGACCCCGCAGCCAAACUCAUUAAAGACAUCAUCCUACCCUCCUUUAUCACCCUCCGAAUUCAAUGUUGUCUGUGACAACAUGUUGCAGGGGCUGGGCCGGUACCUGCGUUGUCUUGGAGUAGAUGUGAAGAUUCUGGAGAAUGACGAUGAUCACAGGAAGGCUGCUGAGAAUCACACAUUGAAGAGUAAGCGUUGCACAAGUGCCUCGUAUGACGGCUCGGUGGUUAGCAUUGUUGCCACACAGCACCAGGGACCCGGGUUCAAUUCUAGCCUCGGAUGA